Molecule: messenger RNA, 4557 nt
Organism: Gasterosteus aculeatus aculeatus (three-spined stickleback)
Lineage: Eukaryota; Metazoa; Chordata; Actinopteri; Perciformes; Gasterosteidae
Gene: tmem198aa
Product: transmembrane protein 198aa
Biological process (GO): positive regulation of canonical Wnt signaling pathway
Cellular component (GO): cytoplasmic vesicle; plasma membrane
Source: RefSeq, a predicted model, not a curated record
UUUUCCCCUUAUUUCCAUCGGAUCGUAAUGACACUGAACCCCCCCCGCGCCCCCCCAUCUUUCCUCGGCGUCUCUUCACUGUCGACAACAACAACAUUUGGCCACGAGUCACCGAGCCCAUUCGUUCCCGUAUCCACUGAAUCCCCCCACCCCCUCCCGCUCUCUCUCUCUCCCCCCCUCCUGCUGCGGAGAAUGGUUUAACCCGCCCCCCCCCUCAGUGAGCGAGGCUCGCGAGCACAAAGGAAGCGCCACACUGGUCGAGUCAGCGGGGAUGAGCGCGAUGUAAACACGGACUGAGGCACCGCAAGGCAGCGUCUCCGGUCCCCGUCGCAGCAGCGGGCCGUUAUCGGCGUUGGAUCUUCCACGAGGUGCCCGUGGUCCGGACGGCCGAAGGCCGGGCAGAGAGUGGGGACAGACAGAACCACGAGGAGUUCAGCAUUGUUUCGGGUUUUUUUUAGCUUCGGGCUUUCCUGGAGUUGCUCGCAGUCUGUUUUUGUGUGUGUGUGUGUGUGUGUGUGUGUGUGUGUGUGUGUGUGUGUGUGUGUGUGUGUGUGUGUGUGCGCGUGUGUGUGUGUGUGUUUGAGCCCGGUGGUUCACUGGGACCAUAGUGUUGGGUUUUUCAAUCAUACAUAUAUAUAUAUAUAUAUAUUCCUCUCUCUCGUCUGGACGACGUCGACGACAAAGGAAACAGACGCUGAUAUGUUGCGUUUGCUGAGGUAAACACGUCUCAAUGGGUGAGACCCACUGAUCCGCUCCUCCUUUCACAUCCCCCGCCACUCCAAAACCCGUGCCCCCCCCCCUCUCUCACCUCCCCACCGUCCACUGCGGUCACCAUGACUUCCACCGACCAACUGCUGGGUUUGGCUGAGGGGAGCCUGAGGUGUGACCAGGAGAUUGAGAGGAGAUAUGAGAUUGUUCCCUCGGUGGUCUGCUCCAUGUGCUGCCUCUUUGGAAUCAUCUACUGCUUCUUUGGCUAUCGAUGCUUUAAGGCCGUGUUGUUCCUCACCGGCCUGAUGUUCGGCUCGGUGGUCAUCUUCAUGCUGUGCUACAAGGAGAGGGUGAUGGACACUCAGCUGAGCGUGGAGGCAUCGGUGGGCAUCGGCUUGGGGAUCGGCACCCUGUGUGGCCUGGUGACCAUGUUGGUCCGCAGCGUGGGGCUGUUCAUGGUGGGCCUCCUGCUGGGCCUGCUGGUAGGAGUGGCUUCACUGGUGGCCAUGGAGGAGUUCUACCACCCCAGAACAGUGUGGGUUCCUCUGGGUAUCCUCCUGGGUUCCGGGACGCUGUUCGCCGUCCUCACUCUCCAAUGGCAGCGCUGUUUCGUCACCCUCUCCACCGCCACCUUCGGCUCUGCGGUGAUCACCGUCACCGUGGACUACUUCAUAGAGCUGUUCGCCUUGGUGCACUACGUCUACGAGAGACUGCGGGUGGCGCCAAAGAAGCCAGUGUGCUGGUUUACGUGGAUCAUCUUGGGGGUGUGGCCUGUGUUGGCCCUCCUCGGAGUGCUGAUCCAAUGGAAAGUGACCGCCGAGGGAUUCUCCCACACGGAGGUGGUUCUGAGUCGACAGCAACGGAGAGUUCAGCUGAUGCGGAUCCGACAGCGGGAAGAGAGGCUGAAAAAGGAGAAGGAGAACAAAAAGAAGAAGAAACGAGAGAACCAGAAGACCAACCACAAGCAGAAAGCCCACACCCAUCACCACCACCACCACCACCAGCACCAGCAGUACCGUCACCCUGCGGCGUCCCACCCGCAUCACCAAGCCCAGAGCACCCAGCCACCCAAAGCCCCUCCACCUCAGACCGAGCCGGGCCACCAACGCAAGGCCAACUCCAAAAGGCGCUUUGAUGGAGACGUUCUGUCCCCGAGCUACAUCAAGAGCUUCAGGGACCGACAGACGGACAGACGAGCCUACUCCAGCAGCCGCAUGAUGAGCCGCUCCCGCAUGGCAGAACUCGACUACGACUGCGGCUCUCGAGUGCCCCUCACGGCUCCCAGCGGACCCCCGGUCCACAUCUGAGACAUGGAAAAUGAACACGCGUCGCCCCGACCUCGCACACAGCUACACGAGGUCACUUCGAACCUCUUUGUCACUGUUAAGGUUAUCAAAACCUAAACCCCGUGUGUCAACUGUAUCAGGAGGUGGUGAGUCGCACGCUGGUUUUCUCCUCCUUUUUUUUGUGACCAGUGUAGUUCUGUUGUGUUGGUUACAACUCUCAACACACAAGAGCAGCCACCUCUUCUUUUAGAUGGAGCAAGAACUGUACGCUUGGUCAAAUGUCAAACGCAGUCAUCACUUACUGUAUUAGGCUUAAAACACGGUUUUUAAAUUUGGUUCUGGAGGACAUUGGGAAUAAUGGAGCAGAAAAAAAACAUCUCAAGGCAUCCGUGGACUCAAGGUGGCACAGUCUUCACUUAACCCUCGGCGGCAUCUUUAGUUCAAGGGAAAUUAAGGAGUCAACGUUUAGCUUGAAGGAUCCCAUUAAGAGCGCUCAGAGGAGGAAUGUGGCAGAAAAACAACAACAGAAAACACAGCUGAAGACUGAAACAGCAAGGCAGCUCUUUUUCAUCAUUUUCUCCACUGAAAGGUCAGCGUGUGACGGGAGGUGGACACCGCGUUAUCUUCACUGACAGCCUGUGAAUCCAGAAAUGCCAACGCAAGUCUUCUGCCGCUUCAAACGGUGGGAGAGGAACUUAUUUCAGGUGUGCAGAGUUAAAACCUAAGUCCAAUGUUCUGUUAUUUCAGCCAUAAGCGCUCCAUGUCAUCGCCUACAUUUAUGCCAUUCUUCCUUUUGAAUGUGCUUCCAUCUCGUCAUUCUCCUUUCUAGAGACACGGACGCAGUUCCCCUUCUUUUCUUCGAAAGCUACUGUAUGUAAUUAUCUAAUGUUGACGUGAAAGCUCACGCGUCACUUUUCCUCUUCUUAUCCAGGAAAAUUUGACUUUUUUAAUUUAUUCGUCAGCUCUCUCAAUAUGAUGUUGAAGCGCACACAGAAGGAACUGCCAUCUGAUACUUGCCAUCCAGGAAUAAGACGUUUAAAAUUCAGAGUGUAAAUCGGGGAAUAAACCCGGCAGUGAAGAAGUUAAACCUACUGUGUGUGUGUGUGUGUGUGUGUGUGUGUGUGUGCGUGCACACAGAAGCCCUGUGGUAAGUGAUGGAUUGCACCACACACUGGCAGUAGAGGAGUAGAGGGGGAUUCGUGGACGAAGCUGUUUCACUUGUCUUCUUUUCUCACAUGUAUGCUGGUUCACGUUGGAGAACCGGCAUACUCGUAUAUGUAAAUGUUAUAGUUUGAAUGUCGUGUGUACUGAUGAAAAGGACGAGGAGGAGGGAGAUAAUCUCAUGUAAAUGAAGAAACAUGAAAUCAUUUGCGCCCUGCUGUUGAUGUUUACUGCUGGACCAGAUUUUUUUUUAUAGACUUGCUGUUUUUGUGUGCAUAUGUUUGUGUGUUACAUGCAUUUGCGUGUGGGAGGCUUUUGAAGCCAAACGUGUUCCCAGACAUUAAUGUUGUUGUGCCAAACAUCCGGAGAGUUGGAUUUGUAAAAAGACGUAUUUUCAGUAAAAAGGAACUGCUUCUUGUUUUAUUUAAACCUCUUUGGAAGUAAGCUACGAUAAACACCAACACUGCCAAUGUAGCAAUUUUGGGAGAAUCCAUGAGAGUUAAAUGAACAAAAAGAUUCCACAGUAGUGUUCUUGAAUACUGAAUAUCCGAACCAGGCACCAGGACCAAUCCUUCUCACCUGGGUCCAUUACUGCAUGAGAAUCCCCGUGUAACCGUCUCCUUUAUGUCGGUGUUUCAGCGUGUCACUGUUGUCGUGUGAAAACCUCAGAUUUACGUUUUAAAUUUGUUGGUCCCACAAAACACAAUCCAACACCGAGUGAUGAAAUAAGACUCUUCUGCCAGCAUCUUCUCCACUCUUCUUUUUCCCCUGCUCUUGAAAUGCAUUUUGCUGAGUCACCCUUCUAUUCUGCUGUAUCAUUGUUAUGCCAGCAAUAUUUUGCAGUAGUGAGUGUACAGGUGUUAUUUGUGGUUGUGCUCGCACUUCGGUCCCAGUUCGGUCUUCUUUUAGGGUUUCACUCUAUUCUACUCAAUCUAUCUAACAUUUUAGACUCUUUUUUUAUUAUUCAUUUUAAUAUUUUGUGGUCACUACUGAAUAUCUGUUGAAGAAACACUUGUAGAUAUUGAACUGUAAAUAAUUUUCAAAUGUGCAACUUUCUUUAACUUUCAUGUUGAUACCAUGAACACUUCUGUCAUCUAUCCUGCAGAUUGGACCUGUGUUUCAUUGUCGUUAAUGUCCUAUUGGUUUAAUUUGUCUGGGUGGUGGAUGCACUUGUAUCCUUUUCAUCUUGUCGUUUCAAUGUGUGAUGUUGAAGAACAGCCGCAACGGAUUAUCAGGAGCCAUCGCUAAUUCAACAAUUGCUCAAAAUGGCAAGCGGAGACGCCAAUUUGUUUUCUUACCACCCUGUUUAUUUCAUUAUUAUUAUUAAUAACCCUGUCAUUAUUAUUAUUGAUAGCAUGAAUUUAUAUGGACCUACAAUAUGAUAAACAUUGUGAUUCUACAA